Ilex paraguariensis (yerba mate) is the source of this 360-nucleotide messenger RNA. NCBI's taxonomy places the organism in Eukaryota, Viridiplantae, Streptophyta, Magnoliopsida, Aquifoliales, Aquifoliaceae. The record is from the annotation of a GenBank genome assembly.
AUGAACUCGGUGGAUGACUUGUCGGAGGAUCAAAUUCGGAAAAUGGAGCUAUUGAAGGCUGAGAGCGUCGCAGCGCCGCCGGUGGUGGAGCUACCGAGGCGGGCGGGGCGAAAACUCAUGAAUGGGGAGGUUCAGGAGGUGGACUCGGUGAUUGAGAUGUUGAGGAUGGCGAUGGAGGCGGUGCUUCAUACAGCGGAUAAGUUGAGGACGACGGCGGCGGAGAGCGUGGUGAAAAUACUAAAUCCAAUCCAGAAUGUGAAGUUCUUGGCUGCCGCAACUCAUCUUCAGCUUAGGAUUCGGAUGCUAGUAAUGCAGAGAGAGGCUGAGCAAAGGGCAAACAAUGGAGGUGGUGAGUUUUGA